AUGCCGAACAACAGACUUCAACCGAUGGAACAUGGUCCAUCAUCGCACCAGCUGGCUACCAGACAAGUAGUAUCGAAAGAGUUGCCUGUAUUCACUGGAGAUCCUGUGGAUUGGCCACUCUUCUGCAGCAGCUAUCAGCAUUCCACUCAGGCGUGUGGUUAUUCCCAUUCGGAGAAUCUGCUCCGUUUACAAAAAAGCCUCAAGGGUAGAGCCAGGGAAGCGGUCAGCAGCUUUCUACUUCACCCUUCCACAGUACCGCAAGUGAUUUCUACGCUGCAAACGCUGUUCGGCAGGCCUGAACACAUCAUCCACAACAUGAUUUCCAAAGUCCGCGAAAUUCCUGCUCCAAGGGCGGACCGGCUCGAAACGCUUGUGAAUUUCGGUCUUGCAGUACAAAAUCUUUGUGGACAUCUCAAGGCUAUUGGACUGGAGCAGCAUUUGUCAAAUCCCAUGCUGUUACAAGAACUUGUCGACAAGCUACCGGCUAACGUCAAACUUAGUUGGGCCCUACACCAGGAGCAGAUACCAGCGGUAAACCUCAGCGAGUUCGGUGAAUACAUGGGAAAAAUUGUAUCCGCCACUAGCAGUGUGACCUGUUUCAGUGCAUUCCCGCAGAAGCCAUCCAAGGAAGGACGAGUCAAGGAAAAGGCAUAUGUGAACGCACACUCAUCAUCGAUCGAAGGCAACAGCGAAAACCGGUCCAGCGACUGGAGGGCUCCAUCAAAAUCAACGAGACCGUUGGACAAGCAGGUGUCUACCAACAAAGCGUGUCCAGCCUGUGGGGCUACAAAUCAUCAAGCUGCAGGAUGCCCGUCCUUCAAAAGACUUUCUGUCGACGAUCGGUGGAAAAUAGUGAAGGAAAACCAGCUAUGCCGUCGCUGUCUAAUACCACACACGCGAUGGCCCUGCAAGGGAGAAAUAUGCGGGAUCGGCGGCUGCCAGAAGAAACAUAAUCGUCUGCUGCAUUCCAACAACCCGCCGGCGGAAGGACUUCCAAACCCGACAAACGCAACGGUUACGGUUCACCGGUCGAUCAGCACAUCCACAUUGUUCCGAGUUGUACCGGUAACCCUAUAUGGAAAGAAUGGUCAGGUGAACACAUUAGCGUUUCUAGAUGACGGUUCGUCUAUUACGAUGAUCGAGCGAUCGUUGAUUGAUGAACUCGGCGAGGAUGGGCCAGCGGAAUCCUUGUGCAUCCAAUGGACAGGAGGCGUAACAAAGCAGAUUACGGAUACAAACCGAGUUCAACUCCAAAUAUCAGCAGUGGGUAGCAGCCAACGGUACAAGCUUAACGAAGUGUACACUGUGGAUAACCUGGGGCUACCAGAGCAGUCGUUGGAUUUCAGCGAGAUGUCGAUGCGGUUCAAACACUUGGGUGGCUUGCCUGUAACGAGUUUUGGCGCUGCCGUGCCAGGCGUGCUGAUAGGUUUAUCAAACACACACUUGUUGGCUACGCUGAAACUGCGGGAAGGACGAUCUCAGGAGCCCAUAGCGACGAAAACCCGAAUCGGUUGGUCUAUCUACGGAUGUCAGCGCGAUAAAGUAGACGUUAUGCAUCACCGACUGUUGCACAUCUGUGCUAAGCCAACGAAUGAGGAUUUGCAUGAUUACGUCCAGAGUUUCUUUACCGUAGAAAGUCUUGGUGUAGCGUUGGUACCCCAAGUCGAAGGAGCUGAUGAGCAGCGAGCCCGCAGAAUUCUGGAAGAAACCACGAAGCGAACGAGUAGCGGCAGAUUCCAGACAGGACUUCUAUGGAAACACGAUGAAUUGGAGUUUCCGGACAGUCGCCCGUUAGCAGAAAAACGAUUGAGGUGUUUGGAGAGACGGCUGUUGAAGGACCCUGAACUCUACACGAACGUCCGCCAACAAAUGUCGGACUACCAGGAGAAGGGCUAUGCCCACAAGGCAACCGUUGAAGAGCUACGUAGCCUAGAUCCACGUCGGACAUGGUAUCUUCCCCUUGGCGUAGUCCUUAAUCCCAGGAAACCUGGUAAGGUGCGGGUGAUCUGGGACGCCGCCGCAAAGGUUCAAGGCAUUUCAUUGAACUCCAUGUUGUUAAAAGGUCCGGACCAAAUGACUUCGCUUCUUUCCGUGCUUUUUCAAUACCGUGAACGAGAGGUGGCCAUUUCUGGAGACAUUAAAGAAAUGUUUCACCAGCUCUUGAUUCGAGAAGAAGAUCGAUGCGCGCUACUGUUUCUGUGGAGAGAUUCCCCGGAAAUGCCAGUCGAGGUCAUGGUAAUGAAUGUUGCAGUCUUCGGUGCGUCAUGUUCUCCGGCACAAUCUCUUUUUGUAAUGAAUUUGAAUGCAACGGAACACGAAGCAGGAUAUCCAAGGGCAGCAGCAGCAAUCAAACACCGGCACUAUGUGGACGACUAUCUGGACAGCGUUGAUACCGAAGAGGAGGCUGUUGAUUUAGCUUUGGAAGUAGCGGAAGUCCACUCGAAAGCCGGAUUCAACAUCAGAAACUGGCUGUCAAACAAGAAAGCAGUGCUCGACCAGAUAGGUGAAGUGAACCCCGGAUCCGUUAAGUGUUUCGCUACAGACAAGGAAACGGGUGCAGAAAGACUACUUGGGAUGAUUUGGAAGCCAGACGAAGACGUUUUUUCGUUUUCAUUGAGCUUCCGCGAAGAUUUGCAACAGCUAGUGGCAGGAGAUGUAAUUCCGACCAAAAGGGACAUGCUUAAAGUUACGAUGAGCAUCUAUGAUCCUCUGGGUAUCGUGGCAGCCUUCGUUAUCCAUGGGAAGGUACUUGUCCAGGACGUCUGGAGGACAAAAAUCGAUUGGGACGAGAAGGUUCCCUGGGAUAUUUUCUUACGCUGGAAACAGUGGCUUGCUGUACUCCGAAUGAUGAAUACAGUUAAAGUUCCUCGCUGUUAUUUCCCAGGAUACAGCACCGAUUGCUACAACUCUCUAGACUUGCACGUCUUUGUUGACGCUAGCGAGGAAGCCUACGCAGCAGUAGCGUAUUUUCGCGUCAUCGACAAUGGUUGUGUUCGGUGCUCCUUGGUAUCAUCGAAGACAAAAGUAGCUCCACUGCAACCUCUUUCCAUCCCACGCCUGGAAUUGUCCGCAGCAGUAAUUGGCGCACGUUUACGGAAGACGAUUGAAGAGAAACAUUCUCUGAAAGUACGUCGCACAGUUUUCUGGAGCGAUUCGUCAACGGUCAUCGCAUGGAUUAGGUCCGAUGCGCGUCGCUAUCGACAGUUCGUGGCAUUUCGGGUCAACGAAAUACUCAGUCUAUCGUCGGUUCAAGAGUGGCGCUGGGUGCCCACAAAACUGAACGUGGCCGAUGAAGCCACAAAGUGGGGUAAAGGCCCUUCCUUUGAUCCGAACAGCCGAUGGUAUCACGGGCCAGAUUUCCUAUACGACAACGAACUGGAAUGGCCGAAAGACUGUCGAUCCGAUACCAACACUACAGUGGAAGAACUUCGGCCAGCCUAUGUCUGCAAGCAUCUUGUCAUCGAACCAGUGGUGAUGUUAGACCGUUUCUCUCGCUGGGAGCGACUACUGCCCCAAGCAACACACAUGUUAUAA
Aedes albopictus (Asian tiger mosquito) is the source of this 3534-nucleotide messenger RNA. RefSeq lists its product as uncharacterized. The transcript has a single exon. The record is from RefSeq and is a predicted model, not a curated record. NCBI's taxonomy places the organism in Eukaryota, Metazoa, Arthropoda, Insecta, Diptera, Culicidae. The coding region runs from base 1 to 3534 and encodes 1177 amino acids.